Messenger RNA from Dichomitus squalens LYAD-421 SS1, 1431 nucleotides. RefSeq lists its product as uncharacterized. Bases 1 to 1431 code for a protein of 476 amino acids. The record is from RefSeq and is a predicted model, not a curated record. NCBI's taxonomy places the organism in Eukaryota, Fungi, Basidiomycota, Agaricomycetes, Polyporales, Polyporaceae. The transcript is spliced from 4 exons.
AUGUUCACCUUCCGCCCCCAGCCGAACGAGUCGGAGGACAACGGUGGCCGGCCCUUCAUUCGCACCUCGCCCUCCCUCUCCGAACUCUCUGUGCAAGCCAUCCCUUGGCCUAGCAACCUUGUCGACCUGUCCCAGCUGCCCCAGGACACACUCGCGUCUCCCCCUCGCGGUGCUGCCAAGACCUUAUUCAUGGCCGACGCUGCCCACCCCGUUCCAUUCCACAAGGCGUGGUCGUCCCCGGGCAAGGCGACCGAUAGUCCUACAGGGCAUCCAAUCACGCCUUUGUACAUCUCCAGCCCAUCCUCCGCGUUCGAGACUCGCAAGAGUAGCCAUGAUGCAAAUUGUUGCUGGCGCGCAAGAGAUCUGCGAGAGCAAGUACGACAGGCGCUGCUGUCCAUCAUCGACACGCCCGGUCUCGACUUCCGGGAGGGACACGAGCUCAAAUUGGAACGCCAGGUUUCAACGAUAGUGAAGUACCUGGACUUGCAGUUCGCAGACACGCUGACCAAGGUGCAUGGCUAUCUCGGCUCCUCAGUGCAUCGCGUUGCCUCCCCUCCGUCGCGGUGCGACCGCGCCUUGAUGUACCCUCCUGGGAACUGCCAUUCCCUCCAGGAGUCAAAGGUCGUCCAUCAGAGCAAAGGAGACAAGCACAUUCAUUUGUGUAUCUAUAUGAUCAACCCUUCGUCCGUCCUGACCGAGGGUGCGCGUCGCGCCCAGUCCUCUUACCCCACCAAAGUGCACUCCGAGGUGACCGUCUCGUACAAGCCGCCCGACCUCUCGUUCAUGUCGGACGACACCAACUCGGAGGACGAGGAGAACGAGAACGGACUGACGACGUCCACCGCCAACAUCCGCGUCAUGUGUCGCAUUGCAGUGCACGCAAAUGUGCUCCCCGUCAUCGCGCGUGCAGAUUCGCUCAUGGAUGCGAAGCUCGCUGCGGUCAAGAAGGUCGUCCGGCGCGACUUGGCCGCGGACCUUGACUUUGGUGUGUUCGGGCCCAUCGUUGCCGACGAUGCCGCGAAGAGCCCGGCCGACGAGCGUGCCAACGGGAAUUGGAACGGGCAUGGGCACACGCACGGCACCAGCCACGGUAGCCAGCGCAGCGCCGACGACGCGGCUCAAGCCCACAGCGAUAGCAGCCGGCCUGCUGGCGGUACCCCCGAGCCGAGCCAGGAGAACGAGAAGUCUCAGAAGGAGGACACCAAUGAUGCGGACCAGCAGCAACAGCAGCAACAACAACAACAAGAGAACGACAACGGCGAAUGGCCCAUCAUCAAGCUGCGGCCGAUGUGGCUUGCACGGCGGCCCUCGCGGUCGUGGUCGCGCCUGUGGAUAUCGGAGACUAUGCUCGCUGAUGAUCCGCACGCGCUCGAGCUGUCAACGACACGGAGAGCGUCGCGAGCGUGGACUUCUUGGCGCACAUCGUCAUGA